AUUUAACAAUGAUAAUAACAAAUUAUUCAUUAUAACAAUUAAACAAUAUACCUUUGGAUAUGUUAAUUGAAUUUUUAUUAAUUUUAUUGUUAUUUAAUAAAUCAAUUACUAACCCAUUGAAAAAUCAAUUAUUCUAUGAAUUAAAACAAAAUGAACAUGAUCAUAAAUAUGAUAUUCCAAUAGAUAAUAAAGAAAUAGAAUUAUCUUGUUUAUAUGGUACUCAAUGGUUUAUUCCUUCAACUAUACCAUACAAAUUUAAACCAAUAAUUAUAGUUAAUCAAAGAAAAAAUCAAAGUAAACUAUUAAUUAAAUUACCAGAGAAUAAUGUAUUACGUACUAAUUUUCGUGGAUUAUAUCAAUGUUGUCAAUCUUUAAAUUAUGAAAAUAUGGGAAUAAUAAACUGGUUUCCAAAUGAACCAUCUUGUUGCCCAUGUUGUCCAUGGUAUGAACAAGAUCAAUGUUUAUUUAAACAAAGUAAAUUAAGAAAUAAUUCAAGUGUUGUAAUAAAAUUAAGAAAUAAUACAAUAAAUUGUGGUAGUGUUUUUCUCUAUACAAAUUCAGUUAACAUGAACACUGUUCAUUUGGAUGUUAUACGUGAUCAACCUAUGCUUAUACCAUGUCCUGGAUUAAAUAGUACAUUUAAAGAAGAUUCUUCAGUAUUUUGGAUUGAUUAUCAAUUAACACCUCAUAAAUCAAGUCGUCAAAUAUGGUAUCCAUUUAAACGAUUAGAAAAAAAUCAGUUUCAUUCAAUUCUUUAUUAUUAUGAUAAUCGGUUUGGUGUAUGUCUUUUAAAAUCACAAUUUCCACGUAUAAUGUUAUUUAUGUUAUGUAAUUAUAAUCAAUUUAAUCAACAACGUAUUGUUCAGCCAAUAUGGCCUAUGCCAUCACCAGUUAUUGCACCUACAAUUCAUUUGUAUUUACAAUCGAUAAAUAAAAUGGAACACAAUACAUACAAAUCAGUCAGUAUAAGAAAUCAUUCUGAAUUUUUUCUAAACAAUAUUAAUUGGUUUGUUAAAUAUUCUAAUGAACUUUUAACAUUUCGUGUAAUGCAACAAACCACAGUAUUACGUUUAACAUGUAUUGGUAGUUAUACACAAAAAUAUAUUGUUCAUAAACCGAUAGGCAAGUUAUGUUUUAGGUGGAAAACCUUAAAUCAUGUAAGUAAGUUUCUUAAAUAUAAUAAUGUUUUAAUAGUUCAAUUCAUGAAUCAAUUAAAGAUAGACCAUCAUGCAAAACCUGAAAGCACUGAAUGGUCGUUUAGUCCUAGCAUGGGAUUCAAAAGUGCGCAUCCACGAUCCCGCCUCGCGAGAUUUGAAACCAGGAACUAUCAGUCUCGUGAUUCUAUGACAAAACUAAAUUGUAGAUUUAUAGUUUCUUUUUGCUCUAACUUGUACUAAAAUAAUUUAACUCUUCCGUAAAUAAUUAAAAACUGACCAAUUCCCAAGUAUGUUUCGUUUGAUAAAUUAGUCUUUAGCUUACACAAAAGUUAUAAUGAAAACGUAAUUACAUUUUAAAAUUUAUUACAUUUUUAGGAAAAUGUAAAACUUUCCAACAUAUCUGAUUUUCAAGAACAUUAUCAGUUUCAUGAUGAAAGUACAUGGGAAAGAACAGAAUGUUUGACUACACAUCAAAUAUUUAAUAAGUUUUCAGUUCUUUAUGCUUUUUCAAAAUAUGAUCUAAAUCUAUUGAACACUUCAAAUGAAACUAAUCAAUCAGUAAAUAAUAGAUUCAUACUAUGUGAAGUAACCACACCAGAUAGAAUGGCACCAAUAAGUCGAAGAAUAAUUCAAAUAGUAAAGACCACCAAUCAAAUAUCAAAUAAAUUACAUAUAAGUUUUCAUUGUAAUUGCCUCAUGUUAGGUGGCAAUCAGUCCUCGUUUAAAGAAAAUUCUACUUUGGAUCUUCUUAUAAAAAACAAUUCACUUAACUUGAAUAUCUCAUUUUGGACACAACAUGAAACUGACGAUCAACCGUUCUGUAUUAUGAAACAUGGUAUACAUCAAUCUGACCAGAAAACAAAGGAAACACAAAUAAAUCUAAUCCGUACUAGAGAUACUUGGAAAUGUCUUGUGAAAAUGAAAAUUAAUUUGCCAAGUCAAACAAUUACCUUGUCAAUUGGAUAUGGAGAGACGAAGAGAACACUUCAAAUAUUUAUUGUCAAAUCUGUCCUGGAGUUGUCUAGAAAUGUUGAAAAUCUUCAAAGCCAAAUUACACAACAAUAUUAUCUUCAUUGUGUCCCAAAUGAUAUUGAAAGGAGCAUAGCUCGAAAACUCGGGUAUAAUUAUCCAAAUAAUGUGACUUGGUUUAUUUCAAUUGAUAAUCAUACUCAAAACUACACAACUUACGAUAAAACGCUUGAACAUACGUUCAAAUUAAUACCACUUUACAAUGCAACCGAUUAUCCUAAGAUAGUACUUAAUAAAACAGAAAAGUUAUGGGAACAUAUUAAUGAAAUAUCUCAUCUACGUAAUUUGUAUUUGAAUUAUUGGCCUGAGAAAUUAUGUGUAAGGUGUAGCAGUGUUUAUGAAAUAGGAAUGUACUUUAAUGGUCAAGAAAGUUGUGCAGCGUUUAAUGAUUUCAAUGUAAUUGAUACAUUCAAAAACACUGAAAACAAUCGUCAUAUUCAAAAUAUCAGGAAAAAAUGGCAGUUAUAUUUUGUUAUUGAAUUAAAUAACUCUUCACAAUUUCAUGAAGUAAACUCACAACUUAACAAUUCGGAAAUUUCUCUAGUUCAAAGUACAUCUAUGAGUUUAGAGUGUAUACGUAAAAUGCACACAAAACCUGAACAACUCAAACUAAAAGAAUGGCCUGAAUUGACCAUUAUUAAUACACAAAAUAGUACUGAAGAUCACUUGACUAAUAGCACAUUCUGGAUAUUAUCUCCUUAUUCUUUAAAGAUUAGAAAAAUAAUCCAUUUGAACAAAUCACUUGUUGUUCAUUUAAAAUGCUCAUAUAAAAGUGAACAAUUCGUAAUCAAAAUUCAUACGUUUAAACGAAAUGUACCGAAGAUUUUGAAACCAACUGAAAAUGUACAACUAAUUAGAACAAAUUUACAACAACAUACUGUAUUAAAUUACAGUAUUAAUACUGAUAACAUGACUAAAAAUAGCAUAGAAUUAAUAUGUCAAGCUGUUGGUUCACCAAAACCAAGUAUACAAUGGAUGAAAGCAGUUUAUAACCAGAGUGAAUCAUUUAUUAAAUGGGAAAAUGUACAUACAUGUUCAGUAGAUGAAAAUAAAAUACAGUUUAAUAUUAGUAUAAAUGGUGAUCAAGAAAUUCAAACGUGCAUAUAUAACAUAUCAACAUUACUGUUAACUUCAAAGGAUACUUUAAAUCAAUCACAUUAUCAGUGUUUAGCCAAAAAUAUUGCAGGCAAUGCAUUUAAACAAAUCAAACUGAUUUAUCUAGAUACUACUUCGAUUCAUUCCAAUGAAACCAUAAAAUUACAAAUGAUGAAGAAAUUCGUUUCAUGGAUUUAUUUAAUUAUAUUGCCAAUAAUUUUAAUUCUCAUUACAUUGAGUAUUAUUCUAUGGUUAUGUUAUAAAAUAAGUUAUAAAAAUCAAUGUUCUUCAGAUAUAUCACUUCCAAAUGUUCUUUAUAAAAAUAUUUAUAAUCGUCUUCAUUCAUACCAUUAUAAGUCAUCAUCAUCGUCAUUACUAACUUCAUAUAGUUUGAGUAAAGAUUAUAAGUCUAUUGAACAAGUGUUAAGUCAACUUUUAGGUUUCACUGUUAAUACUACUGUUCAAGAUACUACUAAUAUCACAACAACAACAACCACCAGUACUUCAAAAAGUUCUAUGAAUCAAAUCAAUAAAUGGAUUAUACCACGUAAAUUUAUCAAACGAUCCAAUUAUCCACUUGGUUCGGGGCAUUAUGGUUCAGUAUUUAAAGCAUGGUUACACAGUUCAUAUAUUAAAGAUACGUUGAAUAAUGAAUUCAAGGAUAUACUAUUAAGAGAGGAUACUGAAAAUUAUAUUGUUGCAUUGAAAGUAUCAUCCAUGGUUGAAAAAAGUACUGUUAACAGCAAUAAUACUAACGAUAGCAGUAAAUUAAUAUGUUUAAAAAAUGAAAUACGUAUAUUAUCAAACUUAACUAACUGUGAUAACAUAAUCAGAAUGAUUGGAAUAAUGUUUGAAAGUAACCUGAAGAGGAACAGGAGCCCAUUGAAUGGUGUGAAUUUGAUUCUUGAAUGUUGUAAAUACAAAAGUUUAGCUCAUUUUAUCCGAUGUCAUUCACAUCAAAUUGUAGAUAGUUUAAUGAAUUAUGAGGAGGUUCAACUGACCAAUUUCUAUAUGAAAGACACCAAGAUGAAUACUCAUGAUAGAACGACAUUGGGAGAGUAUAGAUUGACUGUAAAAGAGAUAUAUCGUUUCGCUUACGGAAUUAUAUCAGGUAUUGUUUAUCUGGUGAAGAAUUAUGUAAUACAUAGAGAUUUAGCCACUAGAAAUAUCCUAAUUAACCAUAAUUAUAUACCGAAGAUUAGUGAUUUUGGUUUGGCUGUACAAAUGACUCCAAUGAAUGGGUUAACAAAUGAUGAUAUCUAUAAUAUUGAUGGUGAAUUUAAUGAAGAUCAGCUGAUCGAUGAAUAUUAUCGUGUAUUGACGCCAAGAAAAAAAUUGCCUCUUCGAAUUCUACCACCUGAAGCAUUGUUACAACAUAAAUUUUAUUUUAGUUCAGAUAUAUGGCAAUAUGGUUUACUGAUAUGGGAACUAUUUCAUUUGGAAAAACGUGAACCAUUUCAAGAGAUUAAAACAUUUCAAGAAUUAGUAGGUAUGUUAUCAGAGCAUAAUCUUAAUAACAACAAGAAUAAUGGUACAGAUUGUAAUUCGAACGUUUCAGGAUACACGUUGAAGAAAACGACGAAUUGUCAGAGAUUAUUACCACCGUCCACAUUAGAUAGACCUAUACUAGUGAACGAUGAAUUAUGGGAGAUGAUGUGUCAAAUGUGGUCUUAUAAUCCACACAAACGUCCUACUGCAGCACAGAUUCACGAUAAGAUAAAAUACUUACUUGACGACACUAAGGAAACAUUCAGUUGCGUAGACUUUCAGUACAACUGUCAUGAACAUCGCCAUCAUAAACACCAUAUCUGUACAUACAAGAACUGUAAAUUUUUGUCAGAUACAUCUUUCAUUGAAGUUCAUAAUCACUUGAUACACAGUUAUGAAAACACAAUCCAGUCUACGUAAAUUCCCUGUCGGUAACACGCAUCUUAUCUACAGUGCUCAUUACCCUAUAAUGUAUAGAAACUAUUAACAUUGUUAUUAUUUUAAACGAUUUGGUCUUUCUAUUUUUACUCAUCCCGAAUGAAAUCAGUUGAAUU
Messenger RNA from Schistosoma curassoni, 5323 nucleotides. The record is from the annotation of a GenBank genome assembly. Lineage: Eukaryota; Metazoa; Platyhelminthes; Trematoda; Strigeidida; Schistosomatidae.